Molecule: messenger RNA, 762 nt
Organism: Filobasidium floriforme
Lineage: Eukaryota; Fungi; Basidiomycota; Tremellomycetes; Filobasidiales; Filobasidiaceae
Exons: 4
Coding region: 1-762 (253 amino acids)
Source: RefSeq, a predicted model, not a curated record
AUGGCGCAAGAUUGGGAUGCCGGCAAGGAGUUUGAGUUACAAGACAUGUGGUUACUACCAGAAUUCCUUUGGCAUUCCAACCCGGCUGACAAAGCCCUGGCUCCUGUCAAGAUCCCUACCAGGGCGAUGUUGGGACAGCUGGAAAAGCGAGGGGUUGGUUACAACUGUCUGGAGCUGGCCAAUACCGGUAUGAAGGAUAAGCCGUUAUACAUUAAAACUGAUCAAUUGGCUUUCCAGGAAGGGUUCAAAGCUCACAAGGCUGGUGCCUACCGCCAACACAAGGGCGUAGCCAAGUUGCUUGAUGAUCGGUACAAAGGCAAGGACGACCCGCUCCUGCCUUGCAGACAGGGGGACAAGUUUGGCUUGUUCCAGUUGACAACUACGGCUUGCAGCAUCAUGGGACCCUGCAAGGACAGUGAAGGAACCUUGACCGUACUCAAUGUUCAUUGCGGUCACAAGAUCUGGACACUUUACAAUAGCUACAAUGACCUGAUGAAAUUCGCCAAACAUCUCGUCCUUGUGGCAGGGAGUCAACUUCUGAUCCCCAUAGGACCAUGCCACCUGGUGUCAAAUACAGCUUCGUCUUCCCCAAUGUGUCUCUCUGUUCAGAUCGACACUUUUUACAUUGCAACUAAUUACCUCGAAGAGAUGUUCAAGGCGGCCAAUCAACAAUCUCAAGAGGGUGGCAAGAAUGAGUACAUCCCUGCAGUGGGAUUGUAUCUGUGUCUAAUGGCGACGGGCUUAUGGCGAGGUUGGGUCUAG